Molecule: messenger RNA, 2396 nt
Organism: Paramecium sonneborni
Lineage: Eukaryota; Ciliophora; Oligohymenophorea; Peniculida; Parameciidae
Source: the annotation of a GenBank genome assembly
CAAUUUUUAAUAAAGAUGGAAGAUGGCUAUGUAUAAGAGCUUUUUAAGCUAUUUCGAGAAUCAUAAUGUGUCUAACCUCCUAAAAAACCAUUGGGUGCAUAUGAAAGGUUUACUGGAAAUUAUGAACAAGCAUGUUAAGAUAAAAAUCUAAAUCAUAAUUCUGACUUAGCAAAAAAAGAAUGGGAAAACUUAGAAAAGGAAUUAAAAGAUGGUAAGAUUAUAUUAGAUGUUAGAAUAUUAUCGAUUAUCAAAGUAAGAAGAAGAACUUUAUGAUAAAUUGCUCCGUUAAUAUCAUUCCAUAUCUAGUCUCAUUAAAAAAAAGAAAGCAGAUGGAUCUGUAUUGUUUUUUUAAGAAAAAGGAGUAGAUAAGGGAUUAACUAAUCUUUAAUAAUUAUGGGAUGAAUUAAGUGUUGAGGAAAAGUAAAUAUAUGGUUAAAGAGCAAAAUAAAAUUUUGAAGAAACUAUAAAAGUAUUCUAUAUAUUGACUUUAGGUUUAAAUAGAAGAAUAUAUAACAGAAUAUUAAAAUUAUUUAAAUCAAUAAAAUGAAAGACCGCGAGAUUUAUAAUUUGUAUAAAAAAUAGAAGAAGAAUAAGAUGAAAUAGAUUAAAUAGAUAUUAUUAUUGGUAUAAAGCGUACAAAUGGAAAAAAAGAAUAUUUGGUACGUUUUAAAGGUAAAACUGGAAAAGAUGCAAAAUGGUUUCCGAAAAAGAAAUUAAGAAAGGUGAAAGAAAUAGUUAAGGAAUUUGAAGAUACAUAUUUUAAAUAAUCAUUUUAAGAUUAUGAAUCAAGUAGUGGUUUUGAUUCAACUCCUGCUGAAGAAAUUAUUAUUUAAGAAGAUCAAUUAGAAGAUAAAUAAUAGAUUCAAUAAUAAUAAGAUAAAGAAGAAGAAAAUAAAAUAGAAGAUAUAGAAGAAGAGAAAGAAUAAGAAGAAUAGAAAGUGAAAUAAAAAGUAAAACCAAAAGCAUAAUCAUUAUAAAAAAAUUAAAUUAAAAAAUAAUAAAAAAAUGGAAACUAAUAAAAAUCUGUCACUCCUUAAAAAGUUAAAUAAAAAAUAAACACUUAAAUAGAAGAAUAACAUACAUAUUAAUCUAGAAGAAGAAGUAAUAUAAUAAACAAUAUAUUAAUUUCUACUCCAAAAAAGAAAGAUGAUUUAAUUUAAGAAUAACCGAAUAAAUAAUAAGAUAAAAUAAAAAACUAAAAAUAAUAAAAAAAUUAAACUUAAAAUGAUGAAAAACCUAAAGGUAAGUAAGCAUCACUCAACACAUCAAACAAAUCUAAGCUCGAUAUAUCUAUUAAAGUGAAUAAAGAAGUUAAAAAACAAAAAGAUAAUAUCAAGAAAGAUAAAAAUGAUAAGCCAAAAAGUUUAAGCAAAAUAUCAAAUUUAGAUUCUUUAGCAUUAUAAUCAGUUAAUAAAAGAGUUAAAUAAUAAUUAAAUGAAAUAUCACCUGUAAAAUCAAAGUUAAGAACACCUCAAUAAUCUACAGUUAAAGAAUCAAAAUCAAUCAAAUAAAAAAAUCAAUCACCUAGAUAAAUUAAUAAACAAAACAAAGUAUAAAAUAUUAAUAAAAGAUAAGGAAGAAGCAGAGAUGUUUAAAGCUUUUUAGCACCAUAAUUAUCAAUCCCUAACAAUAAUUAAAAAAAUUAAAAAUAAGAAAAUAAGGAAAAAAAAGUAUCUGCAAAAUAAAAAUAAAUAAUUUUAUAAUAAUAAAAUUAAUCUAUUAAAAGUUAAAAUUAAAAAUAACUUAGCUUAUAAAAAAUUAAUACAAAAAUUGAUAAAAAAAAUCAAGAAUCAAAAUUACCUAAAACUAGAAGUAAAAGUUCUUAAUCAAUAUAACAAAUUUCAGAUAAUGAAAAUAAAAAAUAAUAAACUAAAAUUAUAAAACGGUCUCGAACAGUGUAAGUGGAAAAAAAUAUAAAUAUUAAAGGGGAAAAAAAUAAUACUUUACAAAUUAGAAGUUCUAAAAAUAUUAUUGAGAAGAGUAAAAGUUCAAAAAAGUCAUCUCCUAAAAAUUUAUAAUAAAGUUAAUAAUUGAAAAAAGUAUAAUAACAAACAAAAUAGCAAGCAAAUAAAAUCUAAGUUGAAAAUGUAAAAUAAAACAUUAACGUUUAAAAUAAAUAUUAAAAAAAUAUUUAAAAAUCCAUUUAGAAGGAAACUUAAAUAAGAGAAACAAGAAAGAAUUCUAAAAUAAAAACUCCUAUAAAAAUCAACAAAAAAAUAUCAAAAAAAAAUAUAUAAAAAAAAUAAAAAGAGAAAAUAACUAAGACAAAGGGAAAAAAAGAAAAAAAAGAAAGUGCAAAUUUAAAGAAAUAAAAAUCCGUCGCUAAGGUUGCUCCAAUAUAAAAAAGAUAAUUGAGAAGUAAAAAAUUAUAGGAUAUCAGAAAAAGAAAGCACUGA